GCUACCAGCGACGUUUCCCCUUCCCCUCGCCAAUUCAAAUCCUCGGAGCUGCCCGCGGAGAGAGUCGACCUCUUCCUCCGCCGCCCCCGGAAACAUCUCAACCGUUCGAACCUUCUAGAAGCUCUCUCCAUAAAUAAACCCUCGUCGAUUUUCUUUUCUCAGUACUCGCUUCUCAAAAUCUUAAAAAGGAAAAAAGGGGGGGAAACGCUCAUCAGAAAAGUUCAAGAUCUAGGGUUUAGAUCGGAUCAAUGGCGGGAAAGGGCGAGGGGCCGGCGAUCGGCAUCGAUCUUGGGACGACGUACUCGUGCGUGGGGGUGUGGCAGCACGAUCGGGUGGAGAUCAUCGCCAAUGACCAGGGGAACAGGACGACGCCGUCCUACGUGGCGUUCACCGACACCGAGAGGCUGAUCGGCGACGCGGCGAAGAACCAGGUCGCCAUGAACCCCACCAACACCGUUUUCGAUGCCAAGCGCCUAAUUGGCAGGAGAUUUAGUGACGCUUCUGUCCAGAGUGAUAUCAAGCUCUGGCCUUUCAAGGUUGUUCCUGGCCCUGGUGACAAGCCCAUGAUCAUUGUCAAUUACAAAGGUGAAGAAAAGCAGUUUGCAGCUGAGGAAAUCUCCUCUAUGGUUCUGAUGAAGAUGCGUGAGAUUGCUGAGGCAUACUUAGGCUUUGCUGUCAAAAAUGCUGUCGUCACCGUUCCUGCAUACUUCAAUGAUUCUCAGCGCCAGGCUACCAAAGAUGCUGGUGUCAUUGCUGGCCUAAAUGUCAUGCGUAUCAUCAACGAACCCACUGCUGCUGCCAUUGCUUAUGGUCUCGAUAAGAAAGCAGCUAGUGUCGGGGAGAAGAACAUUCUCAUUUUUGACCUCGGUGGAGGUACCUUUGAUGUGUCUCUUCUUACCAUCGAAGAAGGUAUUUUUGAGGUGAAGUCCACAGCUGGUGACACCCAUCUUGGUGGAGAGGACUUUGACAACAGGAUGGUGAACCAUUUCGUUCAGGAGUUCAAGAGGAAGCACAAGAAAGACAUUACCGGAAACCCAAGAGCUCUCAGGAGGCUGAGGACAUCCUGUGAAAGGGCAAAGAGGACACUCUCCUCCACUGCCCAGACCUCAAUUGAGAUCGACUCCCUCUUCGAGGGCAUUGAUUUCUAUUCUACAGUUACCCGUGCAAGGUUCGAGGAACUCAACAUGGACUUGUUUAGAAAAUGUAUGGAGCCUGUGGAGAAGUGUUUGAGGGAUGCGAAGAUGGACAAGAGCACCGUCCAUGAAGUUGUUCUUGUUGGUGGAUCCACUAGGAUUCCUCGAGUUCAGCAGCUUUUGCAGGACUUUUUCAAUGGUAAAGAGCUUUGUAAGAGCAUCAAUCCUGAUGAGGCUGUAGCCUAUGGCGCUGCUGUCCAAGCUGCCAUUUUGAGUGGUGAAGGAAAUGAGAAAGUCCAGGAUUUGCUACUGUUGGAUGUCACCCCUCUUUCUCUUGGUCUGGAGACUGCAGGAGGAGUCAUGACUGUGCUGAUUCAAAGGAACACAACUAUCCCAACCAAGAAGGAGCAGGUUUUCUCUACAUACUCUGAUAACCAGCCCGGUGUCUUGAUCCAGGUUUAUGAGGGCGAAAGGACGAGAACAAGGGACAACAAUCUUCUCGGUAAAUUUGAGCUCUCGGGGAUUCCACCAGCUCCGAGGGGAGUUCCACAGAUCACUGUCUGCUUUGAUAUCGAUGCAAAUGGUAUCUUAAAUGUCUCUGCAGAGGAUAAGACAACCGGGCAAAAGAACAAGAUUACAAUCACUAAUGAUAAAGGCAGGCUGAGCAAAGAGGAGAUUGAGAAGAUGGUGCAUGAGGCUGAGAAAUACAAGUCAGAGGACGAAGAGCACAAGAAGAAGGUGGAAGCUAAGAAUGCAUUGGAGAAUUAUGCGUACAAUAUGAGGAAUACGAUCAAGGAUGAUAAGAUUGCGUCAAAGCUUACAGCGAGUGAUAAGAAGAAGAUUGAAGAUUCGGUUGAAGAGGCGAUUAAUUGGCUAGACAGCAAUCAGCUCGCAGAGGUUGAUGAGUUUGAAGAUAAGAUGAAGGAAUUGGAGGGGAUUUGUAACCCUAUUAUUGCUAAGAUGUAUCAGGGUGAAGGUGCAGGAAUGGCUGCAGGGGCUGAGGAUGGUGCUGCUUCCGGUGGUGAUGGAGGUGGGGCUGGUCCUAAGAUAGAGGAGGUUGAUUAACUUGGUAGUGAAUAAAAUUUUUGCAGAGUUUGGCUUCUAGUGAUUAUGCCAGAAUUUGGUUCUUCUCAGAAAAAACAGAAUAAUUUUGGUUGCUAUGACCCUAGAUAAUUUCUUGAACUACAUGUAAAUAACGCAAAGUCAGUUGUUUUACUGAUAUUCUACUUCACCAUGAUUAUUUAUAAAUGGGUAACUAGUUUCGCAAUUUGUGAAACUUACUAUUAGUUUC
This is a messenger RNA of Asparagus officinalis (garden asparagus), 2424 nucleotides long. RefSeq names its product heat shock cognate 70 kDa protein 2-like. Gene Ontology annotation, cellular component: cytoplasm. The coding region runs from base 249 to 2198 and encodes 649 amino acids. The record is from RefSeq and is a predicted model, not a curated record. The transcript has 2 exons. Gene Ontology annotation, molecular function: misfolded protein binding; ATP binding; heat shock protein binding. Gene Ontology annotation, biological process: protein refolding; cellular response to unfolded protein. Lineage: Eukaryota; Viridiplantae; Streptophyta; Magnoliopsida; Asparagales; Asparagaceae.